AUGUACAGGAGCAGCUACCUGCGUGAAGUGCGGAAGGAGAAGUACGAACGAUCAGAUGCCUAUGAUGAACUACCAGGCUCCUCAGACUUUGACAGCCUGGCUCAGGCCCAAGGCCUGGAAAACCUACAGGAUCUCAAUGAGAGAUUUGCUAACUAUAUCAAUCGGGCCCGGGUGCUUGAACAGCGCAAUUCCAUGUUACGCAAGCAGCUGGAGACCUUUCAACGCAUAGACGAGCUAGCGGGCUUGGAGGAGGCAUUUGCCGGACAGAUCGAGUUCAAUCGCCAGCGCAUUCGUGAGCUGUCAACUGACCGGGCCAAACUGGAGCGUGAGGAGAAGGACGCGCAGCGCAUGCUCGAUGAGUUCCGCUACAAGUACAGAAAUGAAUGUGAAUUUCAGCAGAAGCUAAAAGAGACUCUUGGACGCCUGAAUAAGGAAGCAGAUGAAGCAUUAUUGUGCAAUCUGGAACUUCAAAUUGAAUCACAGUUCCUGCAGGAUGAUGUUAAUGCCACAAAGGAGAGGCACAAGAAGAAUCUCAUGGAGGUACAAACCUAUGUCAACAUUUUACAGCAGAUCAUCCAAAAAACCCCUCGCGUGUCCUCUGUAACAGCUGGCGUAAGUGAGGAGAAACAGCUAGCAGAGAGGCGAAUUCCCAUCCUGCAGAGUCAGCUGGAGGAGUACAAAAGCAUUCUUUGUCAGCUACAGGCUCAGAAAUCGAAAUUGCAGAAUGAGACAACCAUGCUGGAACAAGCUAUUAAGAACACCCAGGUGAGUUAUGAUGAUGAGAUUCAGCUGUACAACGAGCAGAUUGAAAACCUGAGGAAGGAGAUAGAAGAAGCUGAGAAGACCUUAGAGAAGUACACCAAUGACUGCCGCCAGCUGGUGAUCUACCAGCAGUCCUUAGAGAAUGAGCUGGAGAGGUACAAACGUAUUAUUGAGACUGAAGACAACCGGUUAAAUUCUGCCAUUGCUGGAACCCCAGUUACACUCUUAAUGCAGAGCUACAGACCCACCCAAGCUUCAGUCUCAAGGGGAAGAGAUAUCACACGUGUUAUUCAAGACAUUGCAAGUGUAAAGCCAAGACAAAAAGGUCCACCAAAUAAAAUUUCAAGGAAAAAGAUCAUGCCUAAAGAAAUAGCAGAUAAUCUUGCAACAGAAAAAAUGCCUGAAAGAACUCAGGAAAGCUUUGAUGAGGAGCAGUUAGAAUUUAAACGCCAAUGUUCAGUAACAUGUGAAGCUGAACAGGAAGGAUUAAAGAUAGCUGAGCAAGAACCUGCCCCAGAGGAUGUGCCUGAUGGAGCUCAACUAAGUAAAGCUUUUGAUAAAUUGAGUAACAUUGUAAAACAAAGAAUAAGAGGCUACCAGAAACCAGAGCCUAAAAGUGAUUUCUACACCAAAGGGCGCUAUGUACUUGUUUCAGGGGAAGGCAGCUAUGAGGACCCUUGCUUCCAGUCUUCCUCCAUCCCUGCUGGGGGUGGGAUCACAGUUUCCACUGGCAGUGAACAAACACCAAGUGUCAGUGAGGUGGAACCAAUACCAGAGUUGCCUGAAUCCCCUGAACCAUCAGAAGAAGAAAAGAGAGAGGAUGAAGUGCAGAUUGUGUCUGAGCCUGAAGACUUAAGAGAGAAAGAGAAAGAAGAAAUGCCAGAAAAGGAAAGAAAGUCAGAAGGAGAAGAUGAAGAACCCACAAAGCAUCCAGAUUCCACUGAGCCUGAGGCUUUACCUCCCCCAAGUCCUACUGACCUACCUGAGCCAGGAGACUCAAAAAACAUACAGCAUGAUGAAGAUAGACGCAGUGGCCUUCCUUUUGGAGAAGCGACCUUGCCUGGGUCCAUGAGCUAUGAGAAGGUGGAAGUGGUGGAAUCCAUUGAGAAAUUUUCUGAUGACAGGAUUCAGACUUACGAAGAGACAGCUAUGAUUGUGGAGACAACAAUUGAGAAGACAAGCAAAAAGAAGCUGGGAGACAAAGGCUCUUAA
Molecule: messenger RNA, 1974 nt
Organism: Alligator sinensis (Chinese alligator)
Lineage: Eukaryota; Metazoa; Chordata; Crocodylia; Alligatoridae
Gene: BFSP1
Product: beaded filament structural protein 1
Exons: 8
Coding region: 1-1974 (657 amino acids)
Biological process (GO): lens fiber cell development
Cellular component (GO): intermediate filament; cytoplasm
Molecular function (GO): structural constituent of eye lens
Source: RefSeq, a predicted model, not a curated record